CCCGGGACAGAAGUUUAUAGUGGGCCCCGUUGGGGUGCAGUGGAGCUGGCAGGAGCCCACCGGGCCGGUUCUGUCCCUCAUUCUCCCCAUUGGGGUGUCGGGGUAGAGGGGUAGGAGUGUUGCCGCCAGAGCCCGGAGGGGUGUGGCGGCGGGCCCGCUCGCACCGCCCCGGCUCCGCCCCCGCCGGGGUCCUCGCCAUCCUCUGCGCUUGCCCCGGCGUUCUGCUCCGCCCCGAGCAGGGCCGCGAUUGGGGCAUGGCGUCGGCCUCCGCCUGAGGAACAGGGCCGUAGUAGGAAACGCGGGCGCCGUCCCACGCUCUCGCCGCGCCGCGAUGGAGGAGGACCCGGAGCUGGAGAGGAAAGCUGUGGAAGAGUUGCUUAAAGAGGCAAAACGUGGGAGAACCAGAGCUGAAACAAUGGGAGCUAUGGGUUGGUUGAAAUGUCCUCUUGCUGGUACAAAUAAAAGAUUUCUUAUUAAUACCAUCAAAAACACGUUACCAUCACAGAAGGAACAAGACCAAGAACGUGAGCAAAAGGAAGACAGUAAGGAGCCUGAGCCAAACAAAAGCAGGAAAGAAGAAAAACCGAAGAAACGCAGAAUUCAUCCAUACACUCCCAGCUUUCAGUCCAGGAGGAGAGUCAGCUAUUCUCCUCCCAGGCACCGAAACAGGAACCAGCACACAAAGGAGAAGCAUGAAAAGCGAUCAAGCAAACGAUGAGGAGUGGGGAGUGAUGAAUAUGUGUUGUUGCAAGCCAGGAAUGUCAUUAAGCAUUGCACACUGCAGGGGUGUCUCUGAUUUUCAGGAAAAGAUGCCCUUCAAUAUUGAAUUUGGAACCAAGUUGCUUGUGUGAGAAGUAACCUUGGGAUAGCUUUAGCAAACCUUUCUUUGGGACCUUUAAGAGAAAAGCAAAGUGCAGAAUAAAUACUUCAUUUGUUUUAGAACAGACCUUUCCCUUUGCUCCAUUUCCCUCUCCCCCUCUGGCUAAGCUUAGGGUCUUGGUGAUGGAGCGUGAGAUGUAUGUCACUGUCCAAUACAACUCAUUUAGUCAUGUCACUCUUUUGGAAAUAAAUUUAAAUUAAGCAGAAAUCUAUUUAUUGUGUAAAGUUGACAGAACUUCUUUGCUGCUAAACAAUAGAGAAGUUUUGUGCGUUUGGCUUAGUUUAGCUUUACAGAAUCUAGAAGAAGGGAAAGCUGGUCAGUGACUGGCCAAGCUCGUGUGGUUUUUUAUGGAAUAUACAAGUUUGCUUCCUUUAGUAUAAAAAGAACAAAUUUAAAAUGGAUAACACUGGUUUUGCUUGCCAGGAGCAGCCACUACGAAUUGUACUGAUUUUGCUUGUUGUAUAUUCACAAACCUGUUGUAGAUAAUAAACAUUACCCCUAAAAAGCCAUAACUGCAAUAAUUAUCUCUGUUUAGACUCUACUCUGUAGUAACCUCUAGUAGUUUGAACAGCCUGUUGUCAUGGUGCUUUCAAAACAAAUCUUGAAGACAAAAUUAUUUUGCUCUUUGUCCAUUGCUAGGAAGUUUCCAAGUAAAUGUGUAAUACUAGAAAUGCAGAGGUGAUGCUUAGAACAGUCAAAUGCUCACUUUCCAAGCCUGUGUAACAGUUCUGUAGGGGUACAGGUCUUAAACUUGUAAUGACUUGGAGCACAUGUAAUACACAUCAGCAUAUUGUGGGUCUCACUUCUCUUUGUGUCAGAAUAACAAACUUCUAUGUGAAAUAUUUUGUAUUUCAGUAUUCUCAAAAAUUACUGUUUUGAAUAUAGGUUUCUGUUUUUAAGUGUGUUAACAAUAAAAUCGAAAAUGUUC
Messenger RNA from Calypte anna (Anna's hummingbird), 1808 nucleotides. RefSeq lists its product as uncharacterized. The record is from RefSeq and is a predicted model, not a curated record. Lineage: Eukaryota; Metazoa; Chordata; Aves; Apodiformes; Trochilidae. The transcript has 3 exons. The coding region runs from base 332 to 718 and encodes 128 amino acids.